GUUUUACUAUAAAUAGCUUACAUGCGCAUACUACGUAUGAAUUCAUGCGGAAACAUCAGAUUCAUCUGUGUGAUAGUGGCAUUAAUUAAAAACACCACUGAAAAGGUCAGGUAUCCUGCCACACACGCAGUCUAUAGUGACUCUUGGAGGAUAACGUUGUUGUAUAUGUGUACGCAAUCUACACUAAAUAGGUUGGGUGAGGCCAGUUGUCUGCUUGCACAUCCGUCUCCAAUAUCUAUCUCAAGCAACCAAGCCCCUCUGUGAACAGGCAGCAGGAUGUACGAAUUCCAGAACACAUUGCCAGUAUACAUUUCUUGAAGCACCAUCUACAGUAUAAAUAUGUAUAAAUAAAUAAAUAUAUAUAUUACUAUUCUCCCAGUUAAUAUUCUGGGUGAGCUCAUUACUCUCUAUACCAAUAGCAUCAAGCUGAACACAGAAGCAGAAAGCCUGGAAAAGGAGAUGUAGAAAGGAUGUCGGAAAAACCUACUCUGCAAUUCCUACCCGGAGAAAUACUGCAACUCAUCCAUUUCUUUCUCCCGCUAGGCUCCAAACUUGCCCUCUCCCUAACCUGCAAACGCUUCUACAACAGCUUCUUUGAAAACAUCCACCCAUUCUACCUGAACGACCCCCUCAGGCGUCGGGAAUUUGAAAAACUUGCCAGGAACCAGACCAUAAUCGAUGAAUUGAAAGUCUACGAUUUUCUCCGCUCCCGCGAACUGUGUGGAUUUAAAUCGUCGGGCCGGAAACUCUUCUGCUGCGACCCCUGCCACACAAGACAUCUCCCGCUCUUCUUCCACCCGGCAGACCUUGACGUACCCGUCAGCGAGCGCACAUGCAUCAAACACAUCAGAGGCUUCUGGGUCGAGCCGGGCAAAUGCUUCAGCUUUGCAGAUCUAGACGGGCGACCCGCCCGGCUGGACAAGAUGCGGACUCCCCGCUCCAUCCCCCUGAGCGAGGAUACCGCCAACGUUCGCAGAUACACAUUAUGGACGCACUACGACAUCCUCACACUGCCGAUGCACAAGGUCGCAUCGAAAGAGCAAAUCGCCAAGAUGCUAAACGGCUUUGACCUGCCCGCCUGCCCGCACAUUCGCCUCAGCGACAGCGUGAUCAUGGACAAUUGCGACAUUCCUCGCAACACGGUCGCCGAGCCGCUGGCCCAGCGCUACCCGCCCUUCUUCGACCUGGUCGAUCUCUAUACAAAAUGCACGUUCCCCUCCUGUCUUACCUCGUUCUGCUGGACGGAACAUACCAGCACGGACAAUCGAGGGUGGAAAACCGUCUACCUCCAUAUCCUCCGUAAAGUGCGCUUCAAUACGUCUAUUGACCAUGUUUGGAUGGCGCAGCUGAUCGUCCCCGACGAGACGCUGCUGGAACGCCAUUGGGACGAGUGCUUCCGGUGGAAAACGGAGAUGAUGGCCAUUGAGAAGGAGAGGUAUGAGAAUGAGGAGAGUGCCGGUAACGGUAACGGUAGCCAUAGAGAUUCCAACCAUGAAACCUACCUUGCUCGGAAUACCCAACUCUGCCGGCUCGAGGAGAUCGUCAACGCCCUCUUCCACCCCCGCCGUCUACAUAACUACCCAGACAUCGCACGUAGACUACAAACAGCGAGUGAAGGUGCAUUCGCCACCAGUAAUCCUAAUUAUGACCCAGACAUGCCCAUGCGCAUGCCCUGUCUUCCCAAUCGCCGCCUAUGGACCCCCCCGGCCAAACCGAUUGUUACGAGCGACAAGAUGCUUGAUAUAGACCUGUCUAGAAAAGCCGUACCGAGAGAGCCUGGCCGCGCAGCGUUCAAACCGUUCAUGACGGAGGAGGAUUUUCAGCCGUAUGGCAAACGGGUGGGCCCUAUACCUAUGCCGGCCCGUCGAGGAGAGCAGGACAAGCCAACUUCGUGGUUGGGAAGGUUGUUUAAACUGGCAGCCACAUAACUACUUACUUAAAUGGAGAGUACACCGUACAAAAUCCAAUAUAACCACCACCUUUGACCUGCCUUAAUCACAUCCCUCAAUAACUUGCAAAGAUAAAAAAUAAAAAACAAAAUGUAACAGAAUAAAGUUUUAAAAUUUAAAAAAAAAAAAAA
This is a messenger RNA of Blastomyces gilchristii SLH14081, 2080 nucleotides long. RefSeq lists its product as uncharacterized. Gene Ontology annotation, molecular function: protein binding. Lineage: Eukaryota; Fungi; Ascomycota; Eurotiomycetes; Onygenales; Ajellomycetaceae. The record is from RefSeq and is a predicted model, not a curated record. The transcript has a single exon. The coding region runs from base 471 to 1928 and encodes 485 amino acids.